AUGCGCAUCGAGGCAAAACGCGACGUAAUGGCCGAUCCAAUGUCACAGCUCUCGGCAUCGACACAGGUAUUUGUUACGAUGAACGCGAGUGGGUUCUCGCUCUGGUGGUUUAUUAUUCUCUUGGUGCAUUUGACUACGUUUGCCUACAACAUGGGCUUCGCAUUGUUUUACUGGAAUGUGACCGACUGGUAUUUAAUGUUUGCGCUCGCGAGCCAUGGCGUCGGAAUGCCAUCGUCAGACUUCCGCACCAUUUCUUACGUCCACAUGGCGUUGGCAGGAGCUCACGGGUUUUACCUGGUGAAAAUGGUUUUCGGAUCUGCGAAGCACCGUACCUUAGUAUUUAGCUUUACGUCUCUCAGCAGUAGAAUCCUGUCCAACGGAGCGGAGUCUAGCUUGGGCAAUAAGAAGAUCAUCAUUUGGAAAUUUGAGCGCGUAUCGGCGUCGUGGCCUGUUUGA
Phytophthora infestans T30-4 is the source of this 456-nucleotide messenger RNA. RefSeq lists its product as uncharacterized. NCBI's taxonomy places the organism in Eukaryota, Oomycota, Peronosporomycetes, Peronosporales, Peronosporaceae. The transcript is spliced from 2 exons. Bases 1 to 456 code for a protein of 151 amino acids. The record is from RefSeq and is a predicted model, not a curated record.